ACCAGGACUUGCUUAGAACUUGGUGAUGUGUGUAAAGAGGUCGGUCUUCCAUCAGGUGUCUUAAACAUUGUGACUGGACUAGGUAAUGAAGCUGGUGCUCCUUUGUCGUCACACCCUGACGUCGAUAAGGUUGCAUUUACCGGGAGCUAUGCAACCGGUCAAAAGAUUAUGGUUGCUGCAGCUCCUACGGUCAAGCCUGUUACAUUGGAACUUGGUGGCAAAAGUCCUAUUGUAGUAUUUGAUGAUGUCGACAUUGACAAAGCUGCCCCUGGUUCGAUUCCUCCCAAGAGCGGAUCUGCGCCAAAGGGAAACUUUUCUUGCUCAUGCGGAUAA
This is a messenger RNA of Hordeum vulgare subsp. vulgare (domesticated barley), 333 nucleotides long. RefSeq names its product betaine aldehyde dehydrogenase 2-like. The annotation marks the transcript as partial. Gene Ontology annotation, molecular function: oxidoreductase activity. Lineage: Eukaryota; Viridiplantae; Streptophyta; Magnoliopsida; Poales; Poaceae. The record is from RefSeq and is a predicted model, not a curated record. The transcript is spliced from 4 exons.